Messenger RNA from Momordica charantia (bitter melon), 1040 nucleotides. RefSeq lists its product as uncharacterized. Lineage: Eukaryota; Viridiplantae; Streptophyta; Magnoliopsida; Cucurbitales; Cucurbitaceae. Gene Ontology annotation, cellular component: endoplasmic reticulum membrane. The record is from RefSeq and is a predicted model, not a curated record.
CCUAAAUUAUAUUUCUUGUUAGGGGCGGUGGAUAAGUGUCGUUAUAGUGCUUUAUUAUCAUCAAGAGCUUGGUUACCAAUUUUAAGCUCUGUUUUUCGAUCAUUGGYCCAACCCCACGAAGAAGAACCAUACCUAGAAAGCUAUCUGGGUUUCGCUUUUAAUAUUUUGAACUACUGAGCACGCGAUCAAACGCUUCAAUCUGAUUUGCGAAUUUGAUCAUUUGUCUCAGUCAAAUCCCAAGGUAAGAAGGUUGGAUUUUCCCUCAUCAGCAGUGUAUCGGAACAAAAAUCAGAAUCUGGGUCGAUGGCUAAUCUCUAUGUGAAGGCUGUGCCUCCGGCGGAUCUGAAUAGGAACACAGAAUGGUUCCUGUAUCCCGGUGUUUGGACCACCUAUAUUCUCAUUCUGUUCUUCGCCUGGGUUCUCGUCCUCUCCGUAUUUGGCUGCUCUCCUGGCAUGGCCUGGACCAUCGUCAAUCUCUCUCAUUUCGCUGUCACUUACCACUUCUUCCAUUGGAAGAAAGGGACACCAUUUGCUGAAGACCAGGGGAUCUACAAUAGAUUGACGUGGUGGGAGCAGAUAGAUAAUGGAAAGCAGCUUACCCGCAACAGGAAAUUCUUGACUGUUGUUCCCGUGGUGCUGUACUUGAUAGCCUCACACACAACUGACUAUCAACAUCCAAUGUUAUUUCUCAACAGUCUUGCAGUAAUUGUUCUAGUUAUUGCAAAGUUUCCCCAUAUGCACAAGGUACGUAUCUUUGGAAUCAAUGCCGACAAGUGAAGCUCGCAUCAAGAGAUUUUCAGUUCGACUUGCCAAAGAGCUUCUCGCCCUUGUCUUUGAUCUGGUAAAAUGUUAUAUCUUUGUAUAGUAGUUGGGACUGGAAGGAUACUGAAAAAUUUGUAGCUUUUUUGUACCGACUGCUUGUUCCACCUGUUGCUUAUUGAAUAAGUAAAUGCAAUUAUCUUUUAUACAGUAGAAAAAAUGUGAUGCAUUUGAGUUUCACUCUGCCCUGUUUUCAAGCUUAUAAAGUCUUUUUUUCCCUA